AUGGCUACCAUCGAUGCUGCGGAGCGAGCAAGACUCAUCAAGCUCGGCAAUCUCGCAAUGAACGAGUCGGAGAGGGCUGCAGCGAUCUUGCUCAAGCAAAAGAAUCUACCGAUAACGAAAUCGACCAUCGCGGCGGUCGACAUCCUCACGCCUGCAGCGCAGAAGCUGCUGGUCUUAAGUGAGCUACUCGGCGUCGACGGCCAAAUAUUCGGUCAGGAGGGCGAGCGCGUCCUACGAGAUGGUCUACAAUUCAUGUCUGGCCUGAUUGCCAUAUUCAGAGCCUCCCUCGAAUUGCUGGUCAAGAUGUAUGAAAGCCGAGACGAGCAGACGGCGGCUAAGAUCACGGCGGCAAGCGAGAGCAUUCGUUUGGGAGGCAUGCUCUCUAAGGAGUCUCUGACUUCGAUUCGCGAGAUCGACACAUGGAUCGUUGAGGAAUUUUUGGCGUUGCCGUUGGCGGAAGGGGAGAAAAAGACCAAUUGCACAUUCUGCGGCGCGCGGUCCACCGAAUACAGAAAGCUGCUUACCUGCGGUCGCUGCAAGGGUGCCCUAUACUGCGACAAGGUGUGCCAAACAUUGCAUUUCAAGAAGGGACACAAGGCAGAAUGCACGGCGAAGGCGAAAGAGGGCAAAGAAGCGGAUGUUAAUGCUGUCGCUACGAACAGGUGGGAGCGGGAUCGAACGACCAUGCCAGUGGAUGGAGUGAUACCCGACAGAAUCGCGGCCAACACGAUCAUCACAAACGUUCACAAGCUCAUGGUCGUCGGUAAGCUGAUAGGCGGGGACGACGGCAAGGAGUUCAUCAGAAGAGGCGAGCGCAUCAUUCACCAAUAUCUACGUGUGCUUCCCCACAGUCUCUCCGCGAUGAGAGAAUCCGCAGAUAUCAGCAUCACGAAGAGCUGUCAGCGCUACCACUCUCGGCCGAAGAGAGGAGGACCAAGCGCAACUGCACGUUCUGCGGCGCGAGGUCUGCUCAGGACAGAGUACUUCUGA
Messenger RNA from Zymoseptoria tritici IPO323, 990 nucleotides. RefSeq lists its product as uncharacterized. Bases 1 to 990 code for a protein of 329 amino acids. The transcript has 4 exons. NCBI's taxonomy places the organism in Eukaryota, Fungi, Ascomycota, Dothideomycetes, Mycosphaerellales, Mycosphaerellaceae. The record is from RefSeq and is a predicted model, not a curated record.